AUGGCUCCUCCCGUUUCUGCUGACCAGUGGCUCGCUGCCGCCAAGUACCGCCGCACCGUUUACGGCCUCAAGAGCACCUCUGCCGUCUCCGACAAGCGUGUUGAGCAGAUCCUCGGCGAAGUCCUCUCGUUUGCUCCCUCUUCCUACAACACUCAGCCUGUCCGAAUCACCCUCGUCACUGGUGAAAAGCACAAGGGACUGUGGGAUGCCAUCAUCAAAGAGGCCGAGCCCAUCCUGAAGGGUGCCGGUGAGGAGGUCUGGAAGGCGAUGAGCGGGAUCUUUGCUGCCCACAAGGGAGCUUAUGGCUCGGUCGUCUUCUGGGAGAGCGGCAGCAGCAUCAAGGAGGCUGGCGAGAAGCACGCCUCGGGUGCCCACAUGUUCCCUCAGUUCGGUGACCACACCACCGGCAUGGCUCAGAUCCUCGUCUGGACCGCUCUCGAGCUGGAGGGUCUCGGUGCCAACCUGCAGCACUUGCAGGCCAUCCCUCCUGUCGAGGCUGUCAUCAAGAAGUAUCUCGAUGUGCCCAACGACUACUCGCUGAAGGCCCACCUGAACUAUGGUGAUGAGGCUCAGCCCCAUCCCGAGACGGUCCCUGAGAAACUGCCUCUCAGCGAGACUCUGAAGGUUGUCAGCUGA
Molecule: messenger RNA, 636 nt
Organism: Trichoderma citrinoviride
Lineage: Eukaryota; Fungi; Ascomycota; Sordariomycetes; Hypocreales; Hypocreaceae
Product: Nitroreductase
Exons: 2
Coding region: 1-636 (211 amino acids)
Biological process (GO): cellular response to oxidative stress
Source: RefSeq, a predicted model, not a curated record